This is a messenger RNA of Gasterosteus aculeatus aculeatus (three-spined stickleback), 3449 nucleotides long. RefSeq names its product ABR activator of RhoGEF and GTPase (gene abr). The record is from RefSeq and is a predicted model, not a curated record. NCBI's taxonomy places the organism in Eukaryota, Metazoa, Chordata, Actinopteri, Perciformes, Gasterosteidae. Gene Ontology annotation, biological process: positive regulation of GTPase activity; intracellular signal transduction; protein phosphorylation. Gene Ontology annotation, cellular component: membrane. Gene Ontology annotation, molecular function: GTPase activator activity; protein serine/threonine kinase activity; guanyl-nucleotide exchange factor activity.
AUGUGGGAACAAGACGAAUUUGCAAAGCACUGGAGGAACGAAUUCCCCGAUGGGAAAGUACCUCACAUGGCGUUUGAGUCCGUGGAGGACAUCGAGUCGGAGCUGGAGGCGAGCAAGGCCAACCUGAAGAGGCUCCAGAAGGCGCUGGCGGAGGAGAAAUUCAAGGUGAUCUACCUGCAGACCACCAUGGCUCAGCGGAAGACGAGGUUCCGCGGGAAAGAUGAGAACGCCAACGUGGACAAGAGCGGGGAGACCAGGGGACCGCGGCGGCGGGUGGACGAGGUCGACGGGCAGUGGACCGCGGCGUGCGACUCCGGGUGCGCGAGGCUCAACGCGGGGGGCGUCAUGAGCUCCUUCGGGCGCGAGCGGGGCAGGUUCAGCGGCAAGACGGGGAAGCCCGUCCCCAUCCCGGUGCCCCCGCCGAAACCCAGCUUCCAGAAGAAGGACCCGGCGCCGGCCGGCGGCGAGGCGGGCAGCGACCGAGAGUACGAAGACGCGGAGCUGAACGAGAACUUCGUCCGGAGUAACUUGUUGGCGCCGAAGGUCGUCUGCGGCGACAACCAGAGGACGCCCGCCGGCUACCGGGAAAACCGGUGGCCUUUCCGCCUCAGCAGGGACUUGGACUCCGGCGACGAAGGCAGGGUGUCCCCGUCCUGCCUGCGCGUUCCCGGGAGCAGCACCCCCGACAGGAGGAGCGACGGGUACCUGAGCUCCGACCAUGACGACGACUCGUCUGCAGACUUCAACUACAACACAGAUGGCUACGAGGGGGACGGAGCGGAGGACGGCAAGUCCCAGGACGGCUCGGAGACGCUGCCCUUCAUAGACGAAUCCCCCACCAUGUCGCCCCAACUGUGCGCGACCCAAGGGCCCGACGGAGAGGCGGUGUCCCCUACACCACCCGAGGGCCUGCUGGCAGGGGGAGGAAUAGAGAAAGGACUGGAGAUGAAGAAACUGGUGCUGUCUGGUUUCUUGGCCAGCGAGGAGAUCUACAUCAACCAACUGGAGGCCCUGCUACUGCCCAUGCGUCCGCUAAAAGCCACGGCCACAACCUCGCAGCCCGUCUUGACCAUCCAGCAGGUUGAGACCAUCUUCUACAAAAUCCAAGACAUUUUUGAGAUCCACAAGGAGUUCUACGACGCCCUCUUGCCCAACAUCCAGCACUGGGACGAGAAGGUCACCGUGGGACAUUUGUUCCAGAAGCUGGCCAGCCAGUUGGGGGUGUACAAGGCCUUUGUGGACAACUACAAGGUGGCGCUAGAGACGGCAGAGAAAUGCAGCCAGGCCCACGUCCAGUUCCAGAAGAUAUCUGAGAAUCUCAAAGUUAAAGGUCCCAAAGACUCCAAAGAUUGUACCACAAGUGUCUCAAUGGAGGCUCUCCUUUACAAGCCCAUUGACCGUGUGACCAGAAGCACCCUGGUUCUACAUGACUUGCUGAAACACACUCCGAAGGACCACCCGGACUUCCCGCUCCUGCAGGACGCUCUGCGGAUAUCUCAGAACUUCCUUUCGUCCAUCAACGAGGAGAUCGACCCUCGCAGGACCGCCGUCACCACGCCCAAGGGAGAGGCUCGUCAGCUGGUGAAGGAUGGCUUCCUGGUGGAGGUGUCGGAAAGCUCAAGGAAGCUCCGGCAUGUCUUCCUCUUCACGGACCUGCUGCUCUGUGCCAAGAUGAAGAAGACCGCUGUGGGUCGCCAUCAGCAGUACGAGUGCAAGUGGUACCUCCCUCUGGCGGACUUGACUUUCCAGACCCUGGACGACUCAGAGUCUUGCCCCAGUAUUCAGGUCCUCCCCGAGCACGAGAUCGAGGAGAUGAAGAUCAAGAUCUCCGUUCUGAAGAGUGAGAUACAGAAAGAGAAGAAAGCACCGAAGGGUCAGAGUCGCGUGGAGCGCCUGAGAAAGAAAAUGAACGAACAGGAGUCGUGGCUGCUCCUGCAUUCUCCCACCAUCCCCUUCCGCAUCCACAACAGACAUGGAAAGAGCUACCAGUUCCUCAUAUCCUCUGAUUACGAGAGGUCGGAGUGGAGGGAAAGCAUCCAGAAACUGCAGAAGAAAGAUCUCCAGGCGUGUGUAUUGAGUUCUGUGGAGCUUCAGGUCCUGACCAGCUCCUGUUUCAAACUACGAACCGUCCACAACAUUCCGGUCACAAGUAACAAAGACGAUGAGGAGACUCCCGGCCUGUACGGCUUCCUGCAUGUGAUCGUCCACUCGGCCAAAGGAUUCAAGGACUCAGCCAAUCUAUACUGCACCCUUGAAGUGGAUUCGUAUGGAUACUUUGUCAGCAAGGCCAAGACCCGAGUCUUCCGGGACACCUCCGAGCCGCAGUGGAACGAAGAGUUUGAGAUCGAGCUGGAGGGCUCCCAGUACCUGCGGAUCCUGUGCUACGAGAACUGUUACGACAAGAGCAUGCUCAACAAGGACGACAACGAGAUCGUGGACAAGAUCAUGGGCAAAGGGCAGGUCCAGCUGGAUCCUCAGACUGUGCAGUCCAAGAACUGGCACAUGGACGUCAUCGAGAUGAACGGGAUCAAAGUGGAAUUCUCCAUGAAGUUUACAAGUCGGGACCUCAGCUUGAAGAGAACACCAUCCAAAAAACAAAGUGGUGUGUUUGGAGUCAAAAUCAACGUGGUGACAAAGCGCGAGCGCUCCAAGGUGCCUUACAUCGUCCGCCAGUGCAUUGAGGAAGUGGAGAAGAGGGGGAUCGACGAAGUGGGAAUCUACAGGAUCUCCGGGGUGGCCACUGAUAUCCAGGCCCUCAAAGCAGCAUUCGACACCAAUACCAAAGAGAUCUUGGUGAUGCUGAGCGACAUGGACAUCAACGCCAUCGCGGGAACCCUGAAGCUGUACUUCAGGGAGCUGCCGGAGCCUCUGCUCACAGACCGCCUCUACCCCGCCUUCAUGGAGGGCAUAGCGCUCUCAGAUCCGGCAGCCAAGGAGAACUGCAUGAUGCACCUCCUGCGUUCUCUGCCCGACCCCAACCUCAUGACCUUCCUCCCUCUGCUGGAUCACCUCAAACGGGUGGCUGAGAAGGAGCCCAUCAACAAGAUGUCCCUCCAUAACCUGGCCACCGUGUUCGGCCCCACUCUGCUCAGGCCCUCAGAGUCUGAGAGCGCGAAGGGACUGCACAUCACCUCCGCCUCUGACAUCUGGUCACAUGACGUGAUGGCGCAGGUCCAGGUGCUGCUGUAUUACCUGCAGCAUCCUCCCAUCUCCUUUGCCGAGCUCAAGCGCAACACGCUCUACUUUUCCACUGAUGUCUAAGCUCCACCCACCUCCCUCAGGGCACCAUCUGGAGAGGAGAGAGUGAGAGACUCCGUACAAACCCCGGCCCUCGUUGCUCACUCCUCCUGCCUCACCUCUCCUCCCAGCAGGCAGUGCAUCUCGACUGUACAGAGCCCGCCCCCUUCUCCCCCCACGUCCCACACACACACACACACACACACACACAC